AUGAUGAACUUUCUGCGGCGCAGGCUCUCGGACAGCAGCUUCAUCGCCAACCUGCCCAAUGGCUACAUGACCGACCUGCAGCGGCCGGAGCCGCAGCAGCCUCCGCCGCCGCCGCCUUCCGCGGGCUCCUCGGCCCCCGCCUCGGGCUCGCCGGCCGCGGAGCGCCGGCAGCAGCCGCAGCCCGCGCCCCCUCAGCAGCAGCAGCCGCCGCCGCCGCAGCAGUCCGCGGGCAGCAGCUUCUUCAGCUCGCUCUCCAACGCCGUGAAGCAGACGGCGGCCUCGGCGGGGCUGGUGGACGCGUCCGCCGCCGUCUCCGCGGCUGUCGGCAGAAAGUUCAAGCUGCUCCUGGUCAUCGACGAGCCGCACACCGACUGGGCCAAGGCUUUUCGUGGCAAAAAGAUCCAUGGAGAGUAUGACAUAAAGGUGGAACAGGCAGAAUUUUCAGAAAUCAACUUGAUAGCCCAUGCUGAUGGCAAUUAUGCAGUUGAUAUCCAAAUAAUUCGAAAUGGCACGAAAGUUGUCAGGUCAUUCCGGCCCGACUUCGUGCUGGUGCGGCAGCAUUCCUACAGCAUGGCGGAGAACGAGGAUUUCCGCAACCUGAUCAUCGGGAUGCAGUACGCCGGCAUCCCCAGCGUCAACUCCCUCGAGUCCAUCUACAACUUCUGUGACAAGCCCUGGGUGUUUGCCCAGCUGGUGUCUGUCUACAAAACCUUGGGUCCAGAGAAGUUCCCUCUAAUCGAGCAGACGUUCUACCCAAACCACAAGGAGAUGCUCACAAUGCCAACCUUUCCUGUUGUUGUGAAGAUUGGACAUGCUCACUCAGGCAUGGGAAAGAUCAAGGUAGACAACCACUACGAUUUUCAGGACAUAGCCAGCGUGGUAGCACUCACUCAGACCUACGCCACCACUGAGCCCUUCAUAGACUCCAAAUAUGACAUCAGGAUCCAAAAGAUAGGCAGUAACUACAAGGCAUACAUGAGAACUUCCAUAUCUGGGAACUGGAAGACAAACACGGGCUCUGCCAUGCUGGAACAAAUUGCUAUGUCAGAUAAGUACAAGCUUUGGGUCGACACCUGUUCUGAAAUAUUUGGUGGUUUGGACAUCUGUGCUGUUAAAGCUGUACAUGGGAAGGAUGGAAAAGAUUAUAUUUUUGAGGUGAUGGACUGUGCCAUGCCCCUGAUUGGGGAGCACCAGGCUGAAGACAGGCAGCACAUCACCGAGUUAGUCGUAAGCAAAAUGAACCAAAUGUUGUCCAAAACUCCUAUUCCAUCUCCUCAGAGACCCACUGCCACUCAGCAGCCUCAGAGUGGAUCACUAAAGGAGCCAGAGCCAAACAAAAUCCCACCUCAGCGACCACCACCUCAAGGGGGCCCAGUGCAACCCCAAGGAAUGCAAUCCCAAAGCCAGGAGCCAUUGCAGCCCCAGCGCGUGUUCCCCGCGGGGCAGGCAGCAAAGCCCGCAGCCUCGCAGCCCCAGCGCCCGCCCGGACCCACCACCCAGCAGCCACGGCCCCAGGCCCAAGGUCCUCCCAGCUCCAGGUUAUCAAAGGAAGCAGAGCCACAGCCACAGCCCCAGCCAGAGCCACAGCCUGCGCCACAGCAGAAGCCUCAGUCGCAUCCGCAGCUUAACAAGUCGCAGUCCUUGACCAACGCCUUCAGCUUCACAGAGUCCUCCUUCUUCAGGUCAUCUGUGAACGAAGACGAGGCCAAAGCCGAGACCAUCCGGAACCUGAGGAAAUCCUUUGCCAGUCUGUUUUCUGAUUAG
Cinclus cinclus is the source of this 1764-nucleotide messenger RNA. RefSeq names its product synapsin II (gene SYN2). The record is from RefSeq and is a predicted model, not a curated record. Gene Ontology annotation, cellular component: synaptic vesicle; synaptic vesicle membrane. The coding region runs from base 1 to 1764 and encodes 587 amino acids. Gene Ontology annotation, molecular function: ATP binding. NCBI's taxonomy places the organism in Eukaryota, Metazoa, Chordata, Aves, Passeriformes, Cinclidae. Gene Ontology annotation, biological process: neurotransmitter secretion. The transcript is spliced from 13 exons.